CAUAAAGGGGUUGUUUUCAGGAUGGCUGUUGGUGCCUAGUGGAGUUCUGCAGGGGUCAGUCUUGGGACUUCAUCUUUUCACUUUAUACAUUAAUGAUCUGGAUGAAGGAACUGAUGGCAUUGUGGCCAAGUUUGCAGACGAUACCAAGGUAGGUGGAGGAAAAAGGUAGUGUCACAGAGGCAGGGAGGCUGCAGAAGGACUCGGACAGGUUGGGAGCGUAGGCAAAGAAGUGGCUGAUGGAAUACAGCGUAGGGAAGUGUGAGGUUAUGCACUUUAGUAGGAAGAAUAAAGCUGUAGACUAUUUUCUAAAUGGGGAGGAAUUUCAGAAAUCAGAGGUGCAAAGGGACUUGGGAGUCCUAUUUCAGGAUUCCCUCAAGGUUAACUUGCAGGUUGAGUCAGUAGUAAAGAAGGCAAGUGCAAUGUUAGCAUUUUGAGAGGACUAGAAUAUAACUGCAAGGAAAUACUGCUGAGGCAUUGGUCAGAUCGCAUUUGGAAUAUUGUGAGCAAUUUUGGGCCCUGUACCUAAGGAAGGAUGUGGUGGCCCUGGAGAGGGUCCAGAGGAGGUUCACAAGAAUGAUCCCAGGAACGAAAGGCUUAACACAUGAGGAGCGUUUGAUGUCUCUGGGCCGGUACUUGAUGGGAGUUCAGAAGGAUGAAGGGGGAUCGCAUUGAAACCUACAGGACGCUGAAAGUCCUGGACAGAGUGGACGUGGAGAGGAUGUCCCCAUUGGUAGGGGGUUCCAGGAUCCGAGGGCACAGCCUCAGAAUAAAGGACGUCUCUUUAAAACUGAGAUGAGGAGGAACUUCUUCAGCCAGAAGGUGGAGAAUCUGUGGAAUUCGUUGCCACAGAGGGCUGCGGAGGCCAAGUCAUUAGGAAGGGCAAAAUGGUGGAUAUUGUAGCACAGAAAAUUCCUUCUGAGGCUGAUGUGGCGAGGAGCUUUCUGACGAAGAUCUUGAGAAAUUCCAUGAGGCGGAAUGAACCAGUUGGUCGGCCCCACUCUUGGCAUUCAACCAAGUUCACCGACAGUCCUCAGGAACCGGCCACAAUGCAGCUAUCUUCCAGCGGAGUAUGUUCCUCCUGGCACUCGAGGUACCACACCACUUCUUCAUCAAACAGCCUCUCGGACCCCUGGGACCAGCCCAACCUGCACCGCAUCUCCCACCAGUUCAGCUCCCUGGGCAGCAUGGACAGCUUGGACCAGCCGCCAGCCCUCUCCCUCUCCCCCGCCAAGUCCAACACCAGUGUGGAGCAGGCCGCCCAGCCCAGCAGGAGGGACUCGGCCUACAGCUCCUUCUCCACCAACUGCAGUACGCCGGACUACUCGCUCUCCUCGUCCCGCAGCGACAACGGCUCCUCCACCGAGAACGUGCUGAGCCGGGUGGGUUACUGGGAGGCGGGCUGGCAGGCGAGCAGCCGGCAGGGGCAGGCUCUCCCGGACCAAACCGGCCUGGAGGAGAGGCAGUGCCACCCGUCCCCGGUGGAGAGGCACAGCCCCCGUCCGGACGAGCAGGCCAGCUUCAGGCCACCCCGUGCCAGCCUUGGGCCUGUGUGGCAUGUGCCGGAGAAGAGGGUCCCUGCCGACAGCCGCGGCCCCAAGAGGGCCUCCCCUCCCUCUCCCCCUCCCCCUCCCAUCCGCAGCGAUAGCUACGCAGCCACCAAAGUCCACGAGGGGGGCGGGCAGGCUCGCAGCAAGCCUCAUCUCCGCGGAGACCGGGAGGCGAUGGAGGGUGGCGGUGGGUGGAGGAACCAGGCCUGCUCCCCCCGCCUGACGGACGUCCCCUCCCCAGCCUCGCUGGACGGUGGUGCCUCACUCCUCCCUCCCCACCACCACCUCCACCGGCGCCAGCGCAGUGACGAGCUCACCCCUCAGCGGGCCGACAGGGCCCCGAGGGGGGUGGAGGUCACCUGGCGACAGGACCAGGCCCUGACCAGGGCCUCGCCAGCACCCCCUACCUGUCCAGAGGACUCGCCAGCCCCCGACGGCCCCGGGCAGAGCAGGUACUUCUGCCUCACCUCCAGGCCACCCCACCAACCGGCUGCGGUGGGACAGUCCCGGCUCAGGGUAGAGUCUUGGGAUGGACAGAAGGGAGCGGCCUACCCCCCAGCUCCAGCCUCCAGGCCUCCCAGGCACCUCCCCGAGGGGGGCAGGGGCAGGGCCGGCGCCCCAGAGGAAGCGGGGCAGAAGCCUGACUGGGUAGGCCAAAGGGGGGGAAGUGGUGGAAUAGAUAACUGGGCCUCGGGCCCGCGGGCCGGGGAGCCCGGCUGGCCGGGCCCCGGAGCGAUCUAUCCCGAGCAGACACCCAUCCUCCACUCACUGGCCCAGGACAGCCAUAAGCUGCAGGCCGAGCCGGGGCAGGCAGCCCGCCAGCUGCGGCGCAGUGACCGCUUCGCCACCGCUCUGCGCAACGAGAUCCAGAUGAAGCGGGCCCAGCUGCAGAAGAGCAGGAGCGCUGCGGCCUUGACUGGGACACCGGAGGCGGAGGAAACCAUAGGCCGCUGCCGGGACGGGGAGCCGGUGGCCGAAUCUGCCCCCUGGCCCGACGGCGGCAAUUCCCCCUCCUCCUCCUACACGGAUGGCCUGAAGGAGGCCCAGGCCCGUGUCCUAAGGGCUACCUCCUUCCAGAGGAGGGAUCUGGGACCCCCGGCUGCCCCCCUCCGCCCCCCUGCGCCACCUCCCUGCCCCGGCCCGACUCCCAGGGACGGGCCUCAGCCCCAGUUUCCAGGCAACCCCCCAGCGAUAGGGCGAGCAGCCGGCAACCAGCCUGCCCGGGUGGGAGGGAGGAAGCGGCUCACACAGGAGCAGAGGCUGCGGUCCUACUCUGAGCCCGGCAAGAUGAAUGAGGUGGGAGCCCCCGAGGGGGGCAUGCCGCCUCCCCAGCCGGGUCCUGCUCCCCUAGCCUCCUUUGCUGACAGGCGGCUGUUCUUCGAGGGCGGCAUUAAGGCUGCCCGACCCUCGGCGGCCCACAGUAGACCUGCCCCCAGGCCGAGCCCCCAGCUGGCCCCUGGCGAGGUGGCCCAGUGGAAAGGCCGGGCCAGCGGCCCCGAGAUGGAGGACCGGCACCCGGAGUCCGAAGGGCGCAGCCGAGCAGCUUCGCUAGGCCUGGACGGCUGGCUGGAUGGUCUGCGGGCAGGGCCCCACCAGGCCAGUGGCUGGUCACAAGCAAGUGCCAGGGCCCACCCCAGCGAAGUCCCGGAGAGGACGGGGCCAGGCGGAGACCCAGAUACCAGGGAGCGCGAGGCGGAGCCGCAGCGGCUGGGAACGUUCGCGGAAUACCAGGCCACGUGGAGGGAGCAGAGGAAGCCGUCGGAGGCCAGGAGCUCUGGCAGGUACCACUCUGCGGACAACAUCCUGGACCAGAGCUUCCAACAGCCUGCGAAGCCGCAGUACGUGCACGAGAGGUCACGGUCGUCGCCUACCACUGAUUUCUACCUGCAGGAUAUUCCCAUUGAGGUGAGGCGGUGUCCAGAAGGUUUCCAGAAGAAGAUGACUCAUCUAGCUACCGAAGCUGGUGCAAGUGCUCCCAGACGCAGACACCUGGGUUCUGGGAGCUCGGAGAAUAACUCCGAGGGGCGGCAGUUCCAGACGGAGACGGAGUUGGAACAGACCUGGCCGGAGAGGAAUGCUCAAGCCCAUGAGCAGCUGCCACGGGAAAGGCAUGGCCGUCCAGUCAGCAUGCUGAGCGGGCGCCAUUAUCCCGAGGAGGCCGAGCUCCAAGCGGGACGGAGAGCUGAGGGGGACGUCCCGGAUCCCUGCCCCCAAGAUUGGGAGCUGAGCCAACCCUGGGCCACGGUCGUGGAGCUGGAGAAUCCAGCGGAGGGCGCCAUCCAAGCACCGACCAGUGGCACCGGUCUGAUGCCAGGCUCUGAAGCCAGCGCAGGGAGUGACCCACAGGAAGCCCGGCUGGGCGGGUACCCUGGGGACGGGGCUGCCCUCUCGGGGAACACACAAGGUGACGUGGACAGUGCAGAAAGCUCAGCGUUUCACUGCCUCCCGAAGCCAGUGACGGACGCUUCUCGGUCUCCCUCCCCACAGUUUGCACCACAGAGACUAACUGAUAAGCCACCGCUAACCCUGGAGGAUGACGGCCUGGCCAGGAUCGAGAAAGUGACAGAGAACAACACAACUGUGAAGAAGGUGCCGAUAAAGAUCGUGCGGUCAGAAAGCCAGACGGAGAAGGAGAACCGGCACAACCUCCUGAACAACGUGGACCUCAUCGGCAUCCCCAACAAAGAGCAGCCCAAGUCCAUCGGGAGCCGCGAGCAUCCUUACUCCCUUUUUGCCGCCUAUUCCCGGCAGGAGCAGGAGCGGCUGGCUGACGCGGAUCAGAAGGCCACCCAGAGCACAGAGGCGGCAGGUGACUUGAGGGCCGGUGAGGGAGCCUCUCCCGCGUCCGACUGCCCAAAGACGAGGGAGAAGAGCGUGGAGGACAUCAAGUCGGAGGAGCUGGUGAGGGAGAUCGUCGUCAAAGACCGAUCCCUGGCUGACAUUUUGAACCCUAACUCUAAAAUGAAGACCACCAUGGAUCUGAUGGAAGGGAUAUUCCCCAAAGAUGAGACCUUCUUGGAAGAAGCCCAGCAACGCAGGAAGCUGCUUCCUCGACCACACUCGCCCAAAGUCACUGAGGAAAGGGAAGAGGAGACCGCGCCGAUUGGAGUGUCCCUGACCACAAGCUCAACGUACUACAGCACUUCUGCCCCAAAGGCUGAGUUGCUGAAUAAACUGAAGGACAUGCAGCAGCAGAUGGAGGGAGAGGAGGACUCUGAAGAUGAGCUGAAUAAUGACCUGACGGAAAAGAAGCAAGAGCUGAUUGACAGUAUAAGCAAGAAGCUGCAGGUGCUGCGAGAGGCAAGGGAGAGCCUGCAGGACGACAUCCAGGCCAACAACCUGCUGGGCGACGAGGUGGAGGCCGUGGUGAAGAAAGUGUGCAAGCCCAACGAGUUUGACAAGUUCAGAAUGUUCAUCGGCGAUCUGGACAAGGUGGUCAACCUGCUGUUGUCGCUUUCCGGUCGGCUGGCCAGGGUGGAGAACGCCCUCAACACCUUGGAGGAGAGCGCCUCUCCAGAGGAGAGGCGGACCCUCACUCAAAAGCAGAAGCUCCUCACAAGGCAGCACGAGGACGCCAAGGAGCUGAAAGAGAACCUGGACAGGCGGGAGCGGCUGGUCUUCGACAUCCUGUCCAGCUACCUGACGGACGAGCUCCUCCAGGACUAUGAACAUUUUGUGAAAAUGAAGUCGGCCCUCACCAUUGAGCAGAGGGAGCUGGAGGACAAGAUCAAGCUGGGAGAGGAGCAGCUGAAGUGCCUGCUGGAGAGCCUACCCCUUGAUUGUAAACCAAAGUAGAAUCCAAAGGGUCAACCCUAAUCGAACAUUGAGGUGCUAUCAAUGUGUGUGUUCCCCUUUUCCUGCCGGUGUGUGUGGUAUAGCUGGAUCUGUCCACCAGGGGAGCUGAGCGUGGGAGUAAUCAUCUGAAGGACUGAGAUUCUGAGUUGGAGCUUCAAUGUUCUCCACAACAUCCCAUCAUUGAACUUGUAAUGUUUAUAAGCUUCUGGGUGUUUAGUUACAAACACUUAACAUUUCUGUUUCCACCUUUGCCCCCAAAAUUUGCUCAAAUUUUGACCUGAAAAGAAUGAAAAGAACAUCUUCAGUACUGCUGUUGACCAAGAAUCUGGAACUUUAUCCCCCUGUAUUCUAAUAGGUACAGGUUGCUUCCUUGGCGUAAAUAUUACACAUUCAUAAAAUGAUGUGAUGACUGAAUUGUGUUUUUAAACAAUGUGCAUUAAAUUAAUUUAUUGUAGCCUAAUUAAAAUAAAUAGGUGGUUACAGGA
Pristis pectinata (smalltooth sawfish) is the source of this 5827-nucleotide messenger RNA. RefSeq names its product protein Shroom2-like. The transcript is spliced from 10 exons. Gene Ontology annotation, biological process: actin filament organization. The record is from RefSeq and is a predicted model, not a curated record. The coding region runs from base 885 to 5342 and encodes 1485 amino acids. Gene Ontology annotation, molecular function: actin filament binding. Gene Ontology annotation, cellular component: apical junction complex; cortical actin cytoskeleton; apical plasma membrane. Lineage: Eukaryota; Metazoa; Chordata; Chondrichthyes; Rhinopristiformes; Pristidae.